ACCUACAAACACGCGCGCCACAGCAGAGAGCAUUCGCGUCGACGUCCAACGCGCGUCUGUCUCGCACGCCAGUCACUGCGCUAUGGGUCGACCGAUGUACUUGUCGCUGGUCACCGUCUGCGCGGCCGCUUUGCUGGCGUGCCCGCUGGCCACCGGUUGGCCGGUCGACAGCAGUUUCUACGACGAGAUCAAGCGGGUCGUGUACGGCGACGACGCCGCCGCUACCACCGCUUCCCCGGCCGUCGACUCCUUCGCCACCGCCACCGACUCGCCCCUGCUGCCACCACUGUCUUUACCGUCGUCACAGGCGCAGAACAUAAACCGACCAGUAGAAGUAGAAGGAUGGCCAAAAAGUCCUAUACCUCGCCUUGGACAAGUGAGCGGAGUGGCGAUAAACACAGUCGGACAGCCCGUGAUAUUUCACCGAGGAAGCCGCGUCUGGGACGAAAACUCAUUCAACGAGACGUGCCAUUACCAGCACAUAGAGGAAGGUCCCAUUUUGACGAACACCAUUGUCACCCUAAGCCCGAAAACCGGUGACGUUUUGUCCAGCUGGGGAGCAGGUUUCUUUUACAUGCCACACGGCAUCACAAUCGAUCACCAAGGCAACGUUUGGGUCACAGAUGUGGCCAUGCAUCAAGUGUUUAAGUUUUCGCCUGGAGCGUUCAGACCGUCAUUGACUUUUGGUAAGAGAUUCGAGAAUGGCAAAGGAUACAGGACUCUUUGUCAACCUACUUCCGUGGCCAUCGCUUCGACUGGCGAAAUAUUUAUCGCGGAUGGGUACUGCAACUCCAGAGUAUUGAAAUACUCGAGCAGAGGAGAGCUGCAACGGGUUUUUCCACAUGCCAAUGAAUUCCUGAGCCUUCAAGUGCCGCACAGUCUGGCGUUGCUCGAACAACACGACCUCGUAUGCAUCGCCGACCGCGAAGACAUGCGAGUGGUGUGCAGGGGCGCCGAACUGUCGGAGGGAAGCAGGGACCAGGCUCCGUUGACCAUACAACAACCGGACCUGGGACGGGUGUACGCGAUAACCAGCCACGGUGAUUUGAUCUACGCCGUCAACGGGCCCACUUCACCAAUGAUCCCGGUCCGAGGAUUCACAAUUAAUCCUAUGACCGAGAACAUUGUCGAUCACUGGACAAUAUCCAAAGACGCAGCUGUCCAGGUGCCGCACGACAUAGCAAUAUCUAAGGAUGGGUCGUCGUUGUACGUGACUUCGAUCAACCCGAACCGCAUAGUGAAGUAUACAAUGACAUCGGUGGUGCCAUUGAAAUCCGAAUGAUUCCCGAACACACCGAACACACACAAGAAACAAACGAUACAUUAAUAACAAUAACAAUAUUUAUUCCAUAGAAUUAGGACUUAUUCAUUAUUUAAUACUGACAGUUAUUGUUAAAUUAAUGAAUACAGAAAAUAUUCGACGAUCCAUUAAAUUCAUAAUUAUAGAUAAAAUAUUUUAAGCUUAUUACACUUUCAGGCAGGAUAUUAGGUAUCCUGAGUUCCCGUUCGGUUCGCUUAUUUAUUACCUACAUUAAUAUACGUAUAUAAUAUUAUAUAACAU
Sipha flava (yellow sugarcane aphid) is the source of this 1561-nucleotide messenger RNA. Its product is annotated as peptidyl-alpha-hydroxyglycine alpha-amidating lyase 2-like. Gene Ontology annotation, cellular component: extracellular region; membrane. Gene Ontology annotation, biological process: peptide metabolic process. The record is from RefSeq and is a predicted model, not a curated record. The coding region runs from base 83 to 1282 and encodes 399 amino acids. Lineage: Eukaryota; Metazoa; Arthropoda; Insecta; Hemiptera; Aphididae. The transcript is spliced from 7 exons. Gene Ontology annotation, molecular function: protein binding; catalytic activity.